Molecule: messenger RNA, 3200 nt
Organism: Zingiber officinale
Lineage: Eukaryota; Viridiplantae; Streptophyta; Magnoliopsida; Zingiberales; Zingiberaceae
Product: probable disease resistance protein At5g43730
Exons: 5
Coding region: 213-3200 (995 amino acids)
Molecular function (GO): ATP hydrolysis activity; ADP binding; protein binding
Source: RefSeq, a predicted model, not a curated record
GUAGCCAUCUUAUUGUUUUCUAGAAACAUCUUAUUAUUAUUUCAGUCAACAGAACCUAACAUCGUCAAAGUAGAAGUUGAGUUGCUCACACAAGCAAACAUAAUAGACUUAAUUUAUUCUGAGUCUUCUGUCCCCCGACUCUGCCAUCUCCUCCCUGCCUAACUCUUACCAAUAUUGCUAGUCAACAAGGUGGAACUUCUCCUCGAUCGUCCAUGGCGUGCAUCAAACUAAAUCUCAACGUAGACGUCAACAGUUGCCUGAGCGGGCUCAAGGCGACGCUGCGGCUGGGCAGGCCAAAAUCUGGCAUCAAGAAGUUGAAAAAGGAAAUGAAAAUUUUGAAAGUCAAAAGGGACGACAUCAAGAACCGGAUCGACCAGGCGGAACUCGAGGGGAGAAUUCCGACCAACCAAGUGAGCCACUGGCUAUGGACGUGGAGACGUUGGAAGGCCAAGAAAAUAGAAAGAAAAAAAAAGUCUUUGUUUCGAUCGUCAGGUUGCUUCAGUUGUCAUUGCUUCAAUCAAACUCAAACUCAAACUGGUGGCACGAGUCAAACACAGCAAGCAGGAGAUCAGGUUCCUAUCAGAGAGUCAUCAAACUGCUGCUCCAUCAUCCUAAGAGUGGCCAAGAAGCUCGGCGAGGUUAAAGAAUUGAUGGACCGAGCUGAUAGACUGGAUCCGGUUGCCACAGUUGGGCCUUCGGAACCCGCCGUGAUGCUUCCCAUCUCACACCGAUCGCCCGUUGGGAUCGAGUCGUAUGAGGAGGACAUUGUGGGCUACGUCGAUGGUGGAAAAGGCGACAUCAUAGGCAUCUACGGAAUGGGCGGUGUCGGUAAGACCACCAUGUUGACGAGGAUCCAGCAACACUAUCUUCUCAAGCAUACCAUAUUUGAUCGUGUGAUUUGGGUUGUGGCCUCCAAAGACUGCCAAUUGAAAAGGCUCCAGAUGGAUAUUGCUAAGAGUCUAGGACUCAAGACACUGCAGGAGAGUGACGAUGAACGAACCUGUGGUGAUAAGCUCUUUACCUUUUUGAAGAGCAGGAACUGCUUGCUGCUUCUAGAUGACAUUUGGGAACACCUAGAUCUUCAACUGUUGGGUAUGGCACACUCGGCUACUACUGAAAGAGGCCAGCAGCAGCAACCACGCAAAACCGUGGUGUUCACAACCCGUAGCGAGGGAGUAUGUGUACAAAUGGAAGCAGAAAAGAAGAUCAAAGUCAAAUGCCUGGAUCCAGUUCAAGCAUGGCAGCUCUUUGAAGAGAACAGCGAGGGGGAUGUUCUCAACUCAGAUGCUGGAAUUAAGUUCGUUGCUGAAAAACUUGCUAAAGAAUGUGCAGGUCUUCCGCUCGCUCUUGUCACCGUCGCCCGGGCCAUGUCAGGGAAAAAGUCUUGGGAAGUUUGGGAUGCCGCUCUCCGUCAAAUAAGGGAUGAACAUCAGUGGAAAACCGUAUGUCUUCCUGAAGAUUCAGUCGUCAUGUAUAAAGCCUUCAAGCUGAGCUACGACAGUUUAGAGAAUGACUCCAUAAGAGAGUGCCUCUUGUGCUGCGCUUUGUGGCCUGAAGAUUUUAAGAUCGACCAAUUCUCUAGGUUGAUACCGUGUUGGAUUGGUUGCGGAAUAAUCUGUGAAUUUAAUGUAAUUAAUGAAGCUUUCGCCAAAGGAUGCUCCCAUUUGGAAGCUCUUAAGACUGCAUCUGUUGAAAUUGGUAAGUAUUUUGGUAGAGCUCUUGAGGAGAAAAAUGUCUGGACAAUCUUUGCUCGAACGAUUUUAGGGACGCCAUCACUUCUUGAACGGAAGACAGAUGAGAAUUUUGCGUACCAGCCUUUGAUCUGUAAUAUCUUCACCAUGAGAUUUCAUUAUAUUGACCAGAUCAAAGAUUCUGCAUCGUUGCUAGAGCACUCCGCCGACUUUAUAAAGAUGCACGAUGUCAUCCGAGACAUGGCACUGUUGAUGGUCUCUGGGUCGGAUGGGAACAAAAGAAAAUGGAUUGUAAAAGCAGGAAUUGGGAUGAGUGAUUUGCCUAGACAAGAGGAAUGGCAAGAAGCGGAGCGAGCGUCAUUCAUGAACAAUCGGAUUACAUCUUUACCGGACUAUGGAGCUUCCACUUUUCCAAAACUUUCUAUGUUGAUUAUCCAUCACAACAAAGGCCUGAAAACAAUUCCUCCGAGUUUGUUCGCAAGCAUGCCUCGUUUGGUAUACUUGGAUCUGUCUGACUGUCGUAUAACAAAACUUCCCAAGGAGAUUUGUAGCUUAACUGAGCUUCAAUAUUUAAACUUAUCAGAUAAUCAUAUAACAGGGUUGCCGGCCGAGUUUGGUUGCCUGGGCAAAUUAGAGUACUUGUUUCUAAUGAAUACUGAUCUUCAGAUUGUACCCAAUGGGGCGAUAUCCAAUUUAUCAAUGCUUAAAUGGUUGGAUAUAAAAGAAAAUCCUCUUGCACUCGAGUGGUGGUGGGAUGAGCUGAAAUGUUUCAAAGGACGACACCAAUUAAGUGUGGCAAUUAGCAUUAAUGCUACAAUAGAUAACAUUGAGCGACUCAAUAUGUUACCACCAAAUGUCUCUAUAUGGCACCUCACUUUGGCUGGAGAGAAUAUUUCAAAACUUCCAAACAACUACGAUCUGGGGACUACACAAUGGGGUUGCAGGGUAAGUGACAAGCUUGAGUCUCUGUACAUUGUGAAUCUUGGAUUAGACAGAUUAGUGUUGGCCGCGGGCGAAGGUCGCGAAUCAAGUUUCGGAUGUCUAAAGCUUCUCUAUUUUACUGAGCUAAAACUAUUGGAAGAUAUUUCAUUGAAUAGAGUUCGGCUCCACAACCUUCGUAAAAUAUAUAUUUUUGAUUGCCCCAUGUUGAAGGAUGUUUCUUGGGUUCUCCAACUGCCAUGCCUUAAUUCUCUAUCCAUAGUUAAUUGUGGAAAGAUGGAGGAACUCAUAAGUGACGUAGGGAACUCCAACUCCAUCUCUAGCUCUAGCAUCCAGCACUUGUUUUUGGGCAACAUACCAAACCUCAAUCGCAUUGCAAACCGAUCGCUCCAUUUUCCCUAUUUGGAAUUUAUAGAUGUGAUAGAUUGCCCAAAGCUCAAAAAAUUACCAUUUGGGAUUGAAAUAUUAAAGAACAAAUUAAAAAGGAUUGACGGUGAAGACGAUUGGUGGAACAAUUUGGAUUGGGAUGACGAGACGAUCAAGGAUUCCCUCACCCCUUAUUUUAGGUAA